GUAGUUAUGCAGAUAGAAAAAAAAACAGUUGGAUAAUUUUGAUUAUAAUAAUACUAAAUAAAUAGGUUAUGUUCAUGUGUACAUUUUAACGUUAGUAUAAUUAAUUAAUUUUUUGUAGCUUUGGUUGGUCUGUAAUAUUUUGCCAUUGAAAUCUGGUCAGAAUGGAAAAUGUAGCAAUUUCUACUUUUAAAGGUCUACUUCAGAUCAACAGAGGAGCUCUUAGAAUAACAGUUAGGAAUUCCUCUCGAGUAAACGUACAAAAGCCUAGGCCUCCUCAUUACAACAGAGCUAAAAUUGAGCACCUUACAAGGCCAAAGUACUUUGAAAGAGGUGAACGAGAUGCAUGGUUCAUACCUUCAGUUUCACAGUGCAUAAAAGAGAAGGAAGAAGAAUUGAAGAGAUCGCGUAAAGAAGAGGAUAACCCGUAUGAACGUCUCUUGGCUAAGGAUUUAAGAAAUUGGUUUUUAAAUUCAAAACUGAUUGCAUUUUUUCACUGCAAUCCAAUUAGAUUUGAUGACAGAUUUGAGGCUGAAGUGAAGUUGAGAAAAGAGGGGAUGUACCUUAAAAAGUUUGGCAGACAUACAGUGAAUAUGGCAUUGGAGGGAACUCCGUACAUUUCUGUGAUGCCUCUGUUCAUAACUCACACAGAAAUGGUGUUCUGUAGUGAGCCUAAAGUGAGUGAACUGUUGAAGGUGGCCGGGAAGUUGCGUCAGCACGUUCUUCUCGCCGCAGUGGUGGAGGAGGACCGACUAAUGAGUGUGAGCCAACUACGAGCGCUGAGCGAUGUGAAGGACCUAACUACUGCCAGAGCUCGGCUAGUGGGCGUUCUGAACACAGCACAGUCGCAGCUAGUCAGCGGACUCACCUACCAUCAGACCAGCAUCGCUGAAGGCCUCAGACAGUACGCAGAAAAGCCACCGGACAGCGCAGAGAGCUCUGAGACUCAGUCUUCAUGAAGUGGGCCGAUUGAAAACCACUGAAACCCCUUUUUGUAUUAUCAGUAGUUAAUAAGUUGAUGAAGUUCGGAAAUGUAAAUAUAUAAUCAUAAUUGCCACUGUGUUUGAAGAGAUUUUAUUUUACAACAAUUUAACCAUAAAUGCAUUUUUUAUGAUUUAGCUGUGUGACUUGAAAAUUUUGGAAUCAUUCCUGGUCGUAAUGUGAAAAUUCUAAUAUAAAUUGGUUAUUCAUCCAAAAACUUCCACAAUUUUGUGAUAUCAUUUAUGAAAUUUUUACUAUUGCCAUAUCCGGCUUCAUCAAUUCUAUUUGUUGUAUUAUAAUGCUGCUGUAGCAUUACUUUUUGUAAAUAAUGAAAAUUAAAGAUAAAUUCACUUCA
Messenger RNA from Homalodisca vitripennis (glassy-winged sharpshooter), 1333 nucleotides. RefSeq names its product 39S ribosomal protein L10, mitochondrial-like. Gene Ontology annotation, molecular function: structural constituent of ribosome. NCBI's taxonomy places the organism in Eukaryota, Metazoa, Arthropoda, Insecta, Hemiptera, Cicadellidae. The transcript has 5 exons. Bases 162 to 956 code for a protein of 264 amino acids. The record is from RefSeq and is a predicted model, not a curated record. Gene Ontology annotation, biological process: translation. Gene Ontology annotation, cellular component: mitochondrial large ribosomal subunit.